GCUGUGCCCGCUCUGUGCCCUCUCUGUGCCCGCUCCGUGCCCGCCCUGCGGAGCAGCCGCUCACGAUGCGCCGGCCCCGACGGCGCUGGCUGCCUGCGCUGCUGCUGGUCACGGCGGCCGCUUUGGGAGCCAAUGCAGUCACCCUGAGGAGGAGGGACAGCUUGGAUUCCUUGGAUCUAGGCUGGGGAGGGGAAGAUCGUUACUACAAGAAAAGUGAUGGUCUCUAUUGCCAGAAGUGCCCUGAAGGCACCUACAUUGCAGAGGAGUGUAAGGAGCAGAAGGGCUCUGGCAAGUGUGAGCCCUGCAGGCCUGGGGAAUACAUGGAAUAUCCAAACGCCUUCCGCUGGUGCCGGGACUGCUCGGUGUGCAGGGAAGAUCAGGUGAAGCUGAGCCCCUGCCAGCCCGUCAGGAACACGGUGUGUGUCUGCAGGAACGGCACCUUCUGCCCCCCAGACCACCCCUGCGAGAUGUGCCAGAAGUGCCAGCCCAGGUGUCCCGAGGGCCAAGUGGUGCUGAAACACUGCACACCUGACAGCGACCUCCAGUGUGGUCCUGACACGGACACCUUCCCCUCCUACCUCUUGGGCAUCACUGCAGUGCUGGUUGUAGCAGUUGGGAUCCUGGUUUGCAUUGCGUUCUACUGCUGGAAACGCCACUGCAGCUCCCCAGGGGAUGGGACACCCUCGAGCAGGAAGCCCUUUGAAAUGGUGAGCUCUAUGUUUCAGAAGCUGCUGUGGUGCAAGACAGGGAACGUGGGGACAGAGGACAACCAGGCCAACAGGCAGACAGAGAUGCAGCAGCGUCACACGGCACCAGAGAGACAGGAGAUGCUGCCGAGUGGGAGUGAGAGACCCUGGAGGAGUCUGGUUCCAGCCCCAGGGUCUGACCCCUCUAAAGUGCUGCAGCGCUCCUUUUACACCUUCGCUAGGAAGGUGCCCAAUGAAAACUGGAAGAGAUUCGGCCACAACCUGAACCUGGAGGACAAUGACAUCCCCAAGGACAGGUCAGAGGAUGACUUCUACAACAUGCUGCGCAGGUGGCAGAACAGGGAGGGCACCAAGGCCUCCGUGAACACGCUGCUGGACACCCUGGACCGCAUCAGCCUCGGCGGCGUGGCAGAGAGCAUCUCCAACAUGCUGGUUCAGAGUGGACAUUUUCAGCAUGAAACGAGCUGAAGGGAGCAGGGCACACGUUGCAGCUGCCUCCUUCAGGCUACAGCUGUGAAAUAAUUCUCAGAACGGCUGGAUUGUAGCUGUUUGUAGCUAUCCUGUGGCUGCUCUCCUCUUGAGGCCAUUGUCAGCUGAGGCAGGAGCUGAUCCUCACGUGAAGGACAAGCCUCAGGGUCCUCUCUGCUGGAGUUACAGUUCAAAGUUGGUUCUUCCUCGUGGAAUCCAAGCUGGUUUCUUGAUUUCGCUGGGCCAACGCCAAGAGUUUCAAAUAAUUUCAGUCUGCCUUGGACCAUCUGUCUUGGAAACACUGGUACUACCCAGAUUUCUUUGGGAUCCGUGCGGAGAAGGGCUCCCUGUGCUUUUGAACUGGAUCAUCCUUGAAUCACAGAAGACUCUUGGUGUCGUAAAAUGGCUUCUCUUCUAGAACAUCUCUAAGUAAGCUUCAUUCUGCGUGCUUGGUGGUUCUGCAAGCUCAGCUGGUGUCUUGGGUUGUUUUUUGUGAACCAACUGUUUGUUUUUGUUAUUGUUAUUGUUAUUGUUAUUGUUUUUUGUUUUUGUUUUACAUGGUUCUGCUUGUUCUUAGGAGUUAAUUUAAAACUGCACUUGGAGGGGACAGGGGGAAUGAUUUGCACUAGGAGCACUGGGGUUGCCUGGGGAAAGGGACAAUGCAGGGCCCACCCAGCCCAUCCCCCUGCCAGGACCAGGGCAUCUCCCACUCCACCAGGUUGCUCCAAGCCCCAAUCAGCCUGACCUUGAAUGUUUGCCAGGAUGGGGCAGCUUAUCUGGGCAGCCUUUCUGCCAGUGUUUACUCACCCUCAUUGUGAAGUAUUUCUUUGUAGUGUCUAAUGUAAUGUGAUCUUCAUUCGGUUUAAAGCCAUUCCCGUGUCCUGGCACUCCUAGCCCUUGUCCAGUCCCUCCCCAGCUCUCCUGGAGCCCCUUUAGGUACUGGAAAGGGCUCAAAGGUGUCCCAGAGCCUUCUCUUCUCCAGGCUGGACAAUCCCAGCUCUCCCAGCCUGGCUCCAGAGGGGUUCCAGCCCUCGGAGCAGCUCCGUGGCCUCCUGGAUUUGUUCCAAGGCUUUCACAUCCUUGUGGAGGCCCCAGAGCUGCAGGUGGGGUCUCCCCAGAGCUGAGGAGAAGGGAAAAAUCCCCCCAUGGCCCUGCUGGGCCCAGGUUAGCCCCGUGGCUGUGGGGUGGCUGCUGUCCCUGUGUGCCCCAGCGUGGCGGGGUGAAUGCACUGAGUGUGAGUGUGACCGUGGUACCUCCUGCCCAUCUCAGACCUCAAGCACUGUGCCUCACACAGAGCUCAGGGACAGCCUAGCUGUAAAAACAGCUGGGAGAACUCCUGGAUUACUUGAGCUGCCACCCCAGUCCAGCCCAGCCCACCAGAACCUUCCCCAGUGUGUUGGGAGAGUGCUCAGCACCCUUCCUGCUGCUCCCUUUCUCCUCCACCCUCCAAUACAACAAGCAGUAAUUUUGUACUUAUUUAUUUAGCAAUUGUAAACAUAGCUUUUAAGUUAAUAUAUGCAAUAUAAAAAUAUUGGUAUUUUGUUAUG
This is a messenger RNA of Passer domesticus (house sparrow), 2722 nucleotides long. Its product is annotated as tumor necrosis factor receptor superfamily member 10B-like. The transcript has 10 exons. Gene Ontology annotation, biological process: TRAIL-activated apoptotic signaling pathway; positive regulation of apoptotic process. The record is from RefSeq and is a predicted model, not a curated record. NCBI's taxonomy places the organism in Eukaryota, Metazoa, Chordata, Aves, Passeriformes, Passeridae. Gene Ontology annotation, molecular function: protein binding. Gene Ontology annotation, cellular component: plasma membrane; cell surface. Bases 66 to 1175 code for a protein of 369 amino acids.